AUGGCUGCUCGAUGCUCCUCGUCGCUGCGGCUGCUGGCCCAGCAGCGACCAUGUCGGACCGCUGCCGCUAUCCCCCGAGCCGUCUAUGUUGGUGCCUGGUCCACGUCACGACUCUACUCGACGACCGACGACGCGUCUGCUCCCUUCCUAUCGACGCUCAAGGCCGACCUGAAGACGGCGAUGCGCGCCAAGGACGCCCCCCGCCUGGCCGUCCUGCGCGCCAUCAUGUCGGCCAAUCUCAACGCUUCCAAGACGAAGCAGCCCAUCCGCACAGACGCCCAGCUGGUCCAAGCCAUUGCCAAGAUGCGCCGCACCGCUGAGGAGUCGGCCGUCGAGGCCAAGCAGGCCAACCGUGAAGACCUGGUAGCCAAGGCCAACGAGGAGGCCCGCCUGCUAGCCGAGUACGAGAAAUCGAGCGGCGUCGAGACGGUCACGACCGAGGCGCUGGGGCCGCUCGUCCAGGGAGCCAUCGACGCCCUCGUAAAGGAGGACCCCGCCGCCUUCCAAAAGAAGUCGGUUGUCGCCGACGUUAUGAAGCGUGUCCGCCAGGCCUGCGAGGGCAAGAUUGUCGACAACAAGGAGCUGUCCCAUCUGGUCAAGACCACGGUCCAGGAGAAGGCCAGUUAG
Geosmithia morbida is the source of this 627-nucleotide messenger RNA. RefSeq lists its product as uncharacterized. Bases 1 to 627 code for a protein of 208 amino acids. NCBI's taxonomy places the organism in Eukaryota, Fungi, Ascomycota, Sordariomycetes, Hypocreales, Bionectriaceae. Gene Ontology annotation, cellular component: mitochondrion. Gene Ontology annotation, molecular function: carbon-nitrogen ligase activity, with glutamine as amido-N-donor. The transcript has a single exon. The record is from RefSeq and is a predicted model, not a curated record.